This is a messenger RNA of Eimeria acervulina, 630 nucleotides long. RefSeq names its product opine dehydrogenase, putative. The record is from RefSeq and is a predicted model, not a curated record. Lineage: Eukaryota; Apicomplexa; Conoidasida; Eucoccidiorida; Eimeriidae. The transcript is spliced from 4 exons. The coding region runs from base 1 to 630 and encodes 209 amino acids. Gene Ontology annotation, molecular function: oxidoreductase activity.
AUGCGGUGUAUGCACACCUGCCCAGUACGCGCCCGAAGCGGCCAUUUAAGGCUGAGAUGUAUAACAUACUACUCAAUUUUCAAGGACUGGGAUGGCGUGCGCGUAUACAAAGAAAAUGAAAUUUCAUGGGGUCUAUACACUGAAUUCGAUGCGGAAGCAGCCAAGUAUUUGGCGCUAUUAGACGCAGAACUGCAAUCAAUUAAAAGGAGUUUAAUUUCAAAAUUCCCUAACUUAGAUCUCAGCACCGUAUUACCUAUUCAAGAACGUAUCAUUCAACAAUAUGGAGACGAUGUCAAAGAUCGCAGUAACCUGCAAAUGGUUGUUUCUUCUAACAGGGGAUACGCGUCCUGCAGAACUCCAGCUGUAGCGGGCCGUUUAUUCCAGGAAGAUGUGCCGAGUGGCAUGUGCGUACUGCGCGGUAUAGCGGAGUUGGUGGGUGUACCGACACCUACGAUCGACAUGAUGAUAGAGUGGCAUCAGAAGUUUAUGAAUAUUGAAUUCCUUAAAGACGGAAAAUUAAACCCUAAAACAAUUCAUCUGACUACAGCACCCGCUCGCUAUGGAAUUCAAACUGCAGACCAACUCGUUGCCACUGCAUUGAGAGGAUGCAGCAACACGGGCUCGCACUAA